Molecule: messenger RNA, 1479 nt
Organism: Chrysochloris asiatica (Cape golden mole)
Lineage: Eukaryota; Metazoa; Chordata; Mammalia; Afrosoricida; Chrysochloridae
Gene: PEX14
Product: peroxisomal biogenesis factor 14
Exons: 11
Coding region: 1-1479 (492 amino acids)
Biological process (GO): protein import into peroxisome matrix, docking
Cellular component (GO): peroxisomal membrane; peroxisomal importomer complex
Molecular function (GO): signaling receptor binding
Source: RefSeq, a predicted model, not a curated record
AUGAGGAAGCAGAAACAGGAAAGGCAGGAGGAAAGAGGGAGAAAGGACAGUGAACAGAAAACCAUGGGAGAUGUCUCAGGAAGCUUUUUACUCAGUGGAGGGACUUUGGGGGUUUUUGUCAUUUCCAAGUAUUUCACCCUUGUUUUGUCUCUGCCACCUUUGGGAUGUAUUUGUGCAGCAGCUUGGAAUGUGGCUGGUGGUUGCCUAUGCUUCUGUCCUUCCCCAGACUGUUCCUUGGCUAGAAAGAGAGUGUGUAGCAUUGAGGAAGAGAAUGAAGAGCCUAAGAUUGUGAACAGUAGGUUACAGAAGAGUCUGGAUGCGGAAAACCAGAAUUAUGUUGUCCUAGGACCCUGGAUCUGUGCGCGUUCUGCCUGGAGUCGCAAGGAACCCGGCCUCUUUACUGCUUUGCAACUAUUUCCUUGUGCCACCGAUGACCGUAUUUGUCAAGGAACUCCUGACAGAAUUGCUACAGCAGUGAAGUUUCUACAGAAUUCCCGGGUACGCCAGAGCCCUCUUGCGACCAGGAAAGCAUUCCUUAAGAAGAAAGGGCUGACAGAUGAAGAGAUUGAUUUGGCAUUCCAGCAGUCGGGCACUGCUGCCGACGAGCCUUCGUCCUUGGGCCCAGCCUCACAGGUGGUUCCUGUCCAGCCCCCUCACCUCCUUCCUCAGCCACAUAGCUCUGGAGGCUCCCGGUGGAGGGAUUAUGGUGCCUUGGCCAUCAUCAUGGCAGGAAUCGCAUUUGGCUUUCACCAGCUCUACAAGAAAUACCUGCUCCCCCUCAUUGUGGGCGGCAGAGAGGACCGGAAGCAACUGGAGCGGAUGGCAGCGAGUCUCUCGGAGCUGAGUGGCAACGUGGCCCAGACAGUGACGCAGGUCCAGACGACUCUAGCCUCUGUCCAGGAGCUACUGAUCCAGCAACAGCAGAAAGUCCAGGAGCUUGCUCAUGAACUGGCCACCGCCAAGGCCACCACGUCGACCAACUGGAUCCUGGAGUCCCAGAACAUCAAUGAGCUCAAGUCGGAGAUCAACUCCUUGAAGGGUCUGCUUUUAAAUCGGAGGCAGUUCCCGCCCUCACCAUCCGCACCCAAGAUCCCCUCCUGGCAGAUCCCAGUGAAGUCUCCGUCCCCCUCCAGCCCUGCAGCAGCUGCGAACCACCACAGCAGCAGCGACAUCUCACCUGUCAGCAAUGAGUCCACGUCGUCCUCUCCCGUGAAGGAGAGCCACAGCCCUGAGGGCUCCACAUACCACCUGCUGGGCCCCGCCGAGGAGGGUACUGGGGUGCUGGAUGUCAAGGGCCAGGUGCGGAUGGAGGUGCAGGGCGAGGAGGAGAAGCGGGAGGAUGAGGAGGAUGAAGAGGAGGAUGAGGAUGUGAGCCACGUGGGCGAGGAGGACCGCCGCGGUGGAGACGGGCAGAUCAAUGAGCAGGUGGAGAAGCUACGGCGGCCUGAGGGUGCCAGCAACGAGCAUGAGCGGGACUAG